AUGGCAGAAGAGGGUGGCAACAAUGGCUUAGAAGGGAACCUGUUGCAGUUUGUGGAUCCCAACCAGCACCUUUCUACUAUUGUUCCCACUAUUCAGAAUAUUGUGGCUACAUUCAGCUUGGACUGUGACUUGGAUCUUAAGAAAAUUGCACAGCAAGCUCGCAACGCAGAAUACAGUCCCAAGCGUUUUUCUGCUAUCAUAAUGAGGAUAAGGGAACCAAAAACAACAGCUUUGAUAUUUAGUUCUGGGAAGAUGAUCUGCACAGGUGCCAAAAGCGAAGAAGAGUCAAGGCUUGCAGCAAGAAAGUUUGCUCGAAUUAUCCAAAAGCUUGGGUUUCCUGCCAAGUUUAAGGACUUCAAAAUUCAGAAUAUGGUUGCGUCCUGUGAUGUUAAGUUUACCCUCAAACUUGAACUUCUUGCAUGCGCACAUUGUGCCUUUUCAUGUUAUGAGCCAGAGAUAUUUCCUGGCCUGAUAUAUCGCAUGCAACAGCCAAGGAUUGUAUUCCUCAUAUUUGUUUCUGGAAAAAUUGUGCUUACUGGAGCUAAGGCAAGAGAGGAAAUAUACACAGCCUUUGAGAACAUGUAUCCUGUUAUUUCAGGGUUCAGAAAGUUUCAGAAAUGGUACGACACAAGCACUUUUUAUUUAAACCGGCUACAUGCCUAA
Gastrolobium bilobum is the source of this 663-nucleotide messenger RNA. Its product is annotated as TATA-box-binding protein 2-like. Lineage: Eukaryota; Viridiplantae; Streptophyta; Magnoliopsida; Fabales; Fabaceae. Gene Ontology annotation, molecular function: RNA polymerase II general transcription initiation factor activity; DNA binding. The record is from RefSeq and is a predicted model, not a curated record. Gene Ontology annotation, biological process: DNA-templated transcription initiation. The transcript has 8 exons. Bases 1 to 663 code for a protein of 220 amino acids.